GACCAGCCUCUUGUGCCUUGUCUCUGCCUCAGCCUCCCCUUUUUUGCGUCUACCGCCUCGGUCCUUUCGGAGAUCUUUUUAGCAACUACCUAAUAACUACACGAUGAAGUUCUCCUCUCUUUUCGCCUCCCUGGCGCUGGGCGCCCUCCAGGUCGCCGCCGCACCCGCCGAGCUCGCCGCCCGCGCCCCGACGCUCUACCUGUGCGGCGACAGCACCAUGGCCCGGAGCAGCGACCCCCUGAUGGACGGCUGGGGCCAGUACGUGGCCAAGUACCUCAACAUCGCCGUCGUGAACCGGGCCAUCGGCGGCCGGUCGUCGCGGUCCUUCUGGAACGAGGGCCGCUUCCAGAACGUCGCCAACGAGGUCAAGGCCGGCGACAUCGUCGUCAUCGAGUUCGGCCACAACGACGUCGGCUCGCCCCGCUCCAACGACAACGGACGCUCCGUCUGCCCCGGCGAGGGCACCGAGACCUGCGUGUCGGACAAGACGGGCGAGACCGUCUACACCUACAUCUUCUACGUCAUCCAGGCCGCCAAGCUCAUGACGGCCAAGGGCGCCACCGUCAUCCUCAGCUCCCAGACCCCCAAGAACCAGUGGGCCACCGGCACCUGGGUCGGCACCCCGUCCCGCUUCGUGCCCAUGCAGAAGAAGGCCGCCGCCACCCUCAACGACCCUGCCGUCACCUUCGUCGACCACCACCAGGCCGUCAGCAACAUGUACCUCAAGCUUGGCGCCUCUGCCGUCGGCGCCCUGUACGUCAAGGACAACACCCACACCAGCGCCGCCGGCGCCGACCUCAGCUCCCAGGCCUUCGUCCAGGCCAUCUCCCAGAAGAUGAACGGCACGACCAGCCUCGCCGCCCACGUCAAGACACCCGUCAAGAUCGUCUACUAGUUGGCGGCGGAGCAGAGCGUUGCGCUCGAGAAGGAAAGACGCCACGAAGCUGAGUCUCGUUGGUAGGCACGGUUUCGAAUUCAUUGUAUAUCUUGGAAAUUAGCCACAGUGCUUUGUACAUACGCAAAAUGCAAAUACCCAUCUAAACUUCC
Messenger RNA from Colletotrichum destructivum, 1047 nucleotides. RefSeq names its product Putative SGNH hydrolase-type esterase domain, SGNH hydrolase superfamily. The transcript has a single exon. Gene Ontology annotation, molecular function: hydrolase activity. Lineage: Eukaryota; Fungi; Ascomycota; Sordariomycetes; Glomerellales; Glomerellaceae. Bases 104 to 895 code for a protein of 263 amino acids. The record is from RefSeq and is a predicted model, not a curated record.